ACCGAGAGGGACAGAUCUGGAGAGGACAGUCCGUCCAGAGGAAAGACGGGAUAAACAGCUCCAGGACAAUGGUGAUGGCAGAAGUCCUGCAGGUGCUGCGUGGGGCAGGUAAGGUGGGCUCUGCCCUGGUCGCCACACAGGGAGAACAGCUCCGACUGAUGGCGUGUAACUCCUCCAUGGCCGCCGGCGUCAAAGCUGCUCAGGACGUGGCCGAAGGACUCAUGGGGACCUUUAUGGGGGGCAGCAGCUCGCAGCAGUCGGUAAAGGAGGAUGUGUUCCCGGAUGCGGAGGGUUGGGACUCUGUGGACCCUGAAGAAGCAGCCAAGUGGGCCAUGGGGUCAGAGUUCACUCCUGAUGCUGCGGAGCAAAGCCAGACCAGAGCUGCAGCUGCAGCAGAGACGCCAACAGGCGUCCCCCCUGCCCCCGGGGCAGCUCCUGCAGGGUCUGGCUGGCCGGGACAGGACGCUCGCUUCCUGCACACGGCCCCCCGCCUCCACAGGUUCUACUACCAGACCAGGUCUAUCCACGACACGGUGGUCGCCAGACUCACACCAGAAGACAUGAAGAAAGCCAGGGAGGCCAAGCAGGCCCUGGUGAAACCUGUCAGACAGAAGUUGAGUGACCGUGCCAAAGAGAGGAAGGUUCCCGCCACUAGAAUCAGCAGGCUGGUUAAUUUUGGGGGACUGGCAGUAGGACUUGGGAUUGGAACCAUUGCAGAAGUGGCAAAACAGUCACUGGGAGGCAAACAGAAAGGAGCAGCUAACGCCCUGUUAGACUCUCCUCUGCUGUCGGAGGCCAACGCUGAGAGGAUCGUGAACACGCUGUGUAAGGUCCGUGGAGCUGCUCUGAAGAUCGGACAGAUGUUCAGCCUGCAGGAUAACAACUUCAUCAACCCCCAGCUGCAGAGGAUCUUUGAGCGGGUCAGGCAGAGCGCUGACUUCAUGCCCACCUGGCAGAUGAAUAAGGUUCUGGAGGAGGAGCUGGGUCCCGGCUGGAGAGACAAGCUGACGUCUUUUGAAGACAAACCGUUUGCUGCAGCUUCCAUCGGCCAGGUUCAUCACGGCGUCUUAAAGGACGGACGAGAGAUCGCCAUGAAGAUCCAGUACCCUGGAGUAGCAGAGAGCAUCCACAGCGACAUCAACAACCUGAUGUCUGUCCUGAAGAUGAGCGUCGCCCUGCCAGACGGUCUGUUUGCAGACAGCAGCCUGGAGGUCCUGCAGAAGGAGCUGGCGUGGGAGUGCGACUAUAAGAGGGAAGCAGAGUGUGCCAAGAGGUUCAGGUCCAUGCUGGAGGGAGAUGACUAUUUCCAUGUCCCUGAGGUGAUUGAUGAGCUGUCGGGCCGCAGGGUGCUGGCCAUGGAGCUGGUCCAAGGAGUCCCACUGGACCGCUGCGUAGAACUGGACCAGGACACCAGGAACCAGAUCUGCUUCAGGAUCCUCCAGCUGUGUCUCAGGGAACUGUUUGAGUUCAGGUUCAUGCAGACGGAUCCAAACUGGGCCAACUUCUUCUACAACUCAGACACCAACAAGGUGGUUCUGUUGGACUUCGGAGCGUGCCGAGGCUACCCAGCAUCCUUCACUGACGACUACAUCCAGGUUGUGUACGCGGCCUCGGUGGGGGAUCGAGACACGGUUCUUUCCAAAUCCAGGACGCUGAAGUUCCUGACAGGCUUCGAGACCAAGGCGUUCGAGGAGGCCCACGUGGACGCGGUGAUGAUCCUUGGCGAGGCCUUUGCGUCCGCCGAGCCGUUUGACUUCGGCACCCAGAGCACCACGCAGCGCGUCCAGAGCCUGGUGCCCGUCAUGCUGCGCCACCGCCUCACCCCGCCCCCCGAGGAGUCCUACUCCCUGCACCGCAAGAUGGCCGGCUCCUUCCUCAUCUGCUCCAAGCUCAACGCCAGAAUAUCAUGCAGGGACAUGUUCCUGGACGUCUACAACCACUACGACCAGAGGAGACGGGCCGAGCAGGCUGCUUAGACCCUCAGGGACCCUCAGAGACCAGGUCUCUGCUUAGACCCUCUGGGACCAGGUCUCUGCCCACAGAUACUGUCUAUACGUCUUCAGAGUGGGCUGGUCAGGAAAUAGUCUAGACGGAUUUCAGAAUAAAGGCCUCCUAUAAGAAGUGAGGAGCAUUUAUGGGUACAAGUCAGGAACCGGCCUACCUUAC
Messenger RNA from Centropristis striata (black sea bass), 2166 nucleotides. It is a transcript of the gene coq8b, whose product is annotated as coenzyme Q8B. Gene Ontology annotation, cellular component: extrinsic component of mitochondrial inner membrane. Gene Ontology annotation, biological process: ubiquinone biosynthetic process. The record is from RefSeq and is a predicted model, not a curated record. NCBI's taxonomy places the organism in Eukaryota, Metazoa, Chordata, Actinopteri, Perciformes, Serranidae. Gene Ontology annotation, molecular function: kinase activity. Bases 69 to 1976 code for a protein of 635 amino acids. The transcript is spliced from 16 exons.